ACAGCCAGAUUGGUGAUCAACGUUUACAAGAGUAUCGCUUCUUCACCAAGAGCUUUCGGUUCAUCCAAUUGCCGCCGGCAGAAUGGAGGGAUGACUGCUUUCAGGCCUCGGCCUCCUUGAUCCUUCUUUCUCUUGGUUGGACCUAGAGGGCUUGUCUAGGCCUCUAGUUGGAACCCAGUGCUUUGGAUUGAACUAGCCCUCUAGAUUGAACCAACCAUGCAUGAUCGAGCCGGCCGGCGCACAGAGUGCAAACAGUACACACAGCGACAAAUAUCAAGCACUCUGCCUGUCGGACUGAAUUUCGAGCUUUUCCUUCUUCUGGCUCGGCCCUAGGGGCUUACCCCGAUUUCGUAUGUAGUACCAUAAAAAUUGAAAGAAGCAGCCUGCCAAGUUGCUACUUGCCCACGUGCAUGCGUUUAUGCAUGCGUUCGUGCGUUGCCCUUCCUUUGGUGCUGAUUGACUAGUCACGGACGGACUCACGGCAGGUCAUUCAAGCAUUGGAAGUGCCACAGCCAAGCCUUCAAGAGUCUAGCCAAUGGCCAAUCCAUCCAUUAAAGAUGACACAAUGACAUGGACUGACAACACUCGAUAGGGGGGACAUCAUCGUCCACAAAAGGCUGAGAGCCUCGGCCGAGCCCCAAAGCUCGGGUCAUUGAAGUGGAAGAAAUUGAAGGGCCCCAGCCGACCCGCAUCGGAUUCAUCGGAUCUGGUCGGUUGAAACUCGUGCUUGGGUUGUGCUAAACCCCGGCUGUGUAGGUUCCAAUUGAGUCUUGAUGGCGAGUUGGGUAAAUCACCCAGCGACAACGAUGAACGACCGAAUGUGGCCCGCCUAACAGGUUCUCGCGUUUUGUUGCUUGAAGUUACAUGUAACCCGCUUCACCUGUAACGACGUGUAAGUGUGACGGGCGUACAUCCCGGUCGCCGGCUUAUCAUGGGGUCUGAUAGCCCGUGCGCUAAGGCCUUGGCAGCUUCUAACUUGUGCCGCUUGCUUGAUGAGCAACGCCUCCUGAAAUCCUCGUUCUGUGACGUGAUUCUCAAGUGCGGGCCUGAGACCAGCUACGCUCAUAGUGCUGUUUUGGGUGCGGCCUCGGGCUUCUUCGAUAAGAUUCUAUUGCACAUGAUCGACCGCAAUGAGAUCAAGCCCGGCAUUCACGGCAUCAAACUCAUUCAGCUCGAGGUGGAUGAUCUCUUUGUGGGCACGGAGCAUUUGUUCCAAGAUAUUAUUUCAUUCCUGUACACGGGCGUAAAAGGCGAUCGUCUGAAUGACGAGAUUAUAUCCGCUUUGCAUCACAAGCUCGAACUCCAUCCUCAAAAGAUGGCUCCAAACUCACAGUCGACUCAGGGUCGGACGCAUCCGCCGCCGGGUCUAUCACCGUCGAGUGGUUCGUUUAGUCAGCCAUCCGAACUCACAUCACAACCCCCAGGCCCUUCUAAAGAGGUGACAACCAUGGCCGACACUUCGGCCACAUUUUUCACUUCAGCCUCCACGCCAACCUCGCACUUGGGCCUCCUCGACUGGAAAGAUCUCUGCGGCGAGGUGAUCACGGCAGUUCCAUCAAUAAGCCUCAAUUCAGGUCAUACCAAUGUCGAGUGCGAAAAGGCGUUGGAGACUGGAGAGAUGGAUCUGGCGGCUGCGGCUGUGUCGUCUCUGGAUGAAGCCAAGUUCAGCAAGGUCAACGAUGUAAAAAUGGACGUGUCUUUUUGUCAUAAAUGUGACCUUUUAUUCAUCUCCAAAGAGGAGUUUCUGAUACAUCGUCAAAUGAAUUGCACGCGUAAGUUCUCCUGCAAAUCUUGUGGGCUCUUGUUCACGAGAGUGCAAUCGCUGCUCGAGCACUUGGUGGAAGUUCGUCAUGGCGAAUCGAUUUGCUCGAUAUGCCACUAUGCAGCCACAACAAGUGCGGCUAUGGACAGCCACUUGCAAAAUCAUAUGAAAGUUACCAAGAAGCCGUAUUUUUGCCUUCAAUGCGAAUCCCGAUUUCCAACUCGAAGUGCUCUCAUUCAACACUUGCCCAAGCAUUCAAAUGAAACUCCAUUCAUCUGCAAUGUUUGCACAAAAGGGUUUAAAUGGAAACAAGCGUUGUCGGCACACAUGGUGACCCACUCAACAGCCAAGCGACAUUCAUGUUCGAUUUGCGAUUUCUCCACCUCUCAUACCUCGAUUUUUAAGAGUCACCAGCGUCUGCACAAUGGCAUGACCUUGAAAUGCGAUUUGGAUGGAUGCACCUUUGAAACGACCCGGAAAUACAAUUUCGAUCAACACAAACUGACACAUUCUAAGGAGAAACUCCAUCAGUGUGAGGUUUGUGGAAAGUCCUUUAGCCUGGUCAAGAACAUGCGUCGUCAUGCCCGUCAGCAUGAUGAACAGGCCAAGAAGCAACGCUGUCCGGCCCCUGAUUGUCGCUUUGAAACAUUAAGAACCGACAAGUAUGUUCUUCAUAAGAAGAAAUGCCCUUUCCUAAACCCCGGCCUUGGUGACGAUCAACAAACCCAUACCGCUCAUUUGGAGCCCUCGUCUCUAGGGAAAACUAAUAGCCGGAUUUCUCAUCCGCCUCAAAAGGCUGUAGUGUUGAAUAAUCUGUUCAACACUGUGAAUCCUCCAAACAAAACGGUCAUCCAAACACUGCCCCUUAUCAUAAACGAUGAUUCGAACCCACUAGACACUGCCAGUCUAGAUGUGACAAUUCAAGAUAUGCUCAAGUUGUCAGAAAAUCUGGUAUUGGAAUUAGAUUCCACCAUAACUGUUAAGCAAGAAACUGCCCUCUCGUCGUAUGUUGAGGCCAAAAUGGACCAGGCGCUCUCCAGUACAACUGAUUUGAUUAAACAUGAGUAGUAGCCACCAAAGCCCUUUGUCAGUUAAAUUGACGUGCACACUCACAUUUACAACCAAGACUAAUGAAAAGACUAAUUCCAUACUAAUUUUGGAGAUAUUUGCCCCCAAUACAAAAAAAAAAAACAAAUUGUUGGAACUUGGGAGGAUAACUUCCAAAACUUUAAACUGGAUAUGGAUCAUUGUGUUUACUAAAACAAAACUGAACCCAGUUAUUUCUUUCACUUGAAACAGCUUUAAAAGUAUUUGAUGGCUAGUUUGGUUAAAAAUCAAAAGCUGUCGUGAAUUUUAUGUUUUCAAGUUCUAAUCGAGUAGUCUUUCAUGGAGCUAGGCUCGUACAUGUUCGAGUAAAAGUAAUCGAUAAGGAAUAGGUUUUUCACAUACUAGUUGUCAUGGAAUCUGUACUAAGUGCAUCUUUUUUUUACCCGAGAUCUCUGCUUUAUCCGAGCACAGAGGUCAGACUUCGUUGAUAUCUUCCUCAUCUUGAAUGUGUCGCUCGUCUUUCAGUGUUUUGGAAAUAUACGUGUAUCUUCUCGACCAACA
Molecule: messenger RNA, 3370 nt
Organism: Tigriopus californicus
Lineage: Eukaryota; Metazoa; Arthropoda; Copepoda; Harpacticoida; Harpacticidae
Product: zinc finger protein 43-like
Exons: 2
Coding region: 932-2830 (632 amino acids)
Biological process (GO): regulation of transcription by RNA polymerase II
Cellular component (GO): nucleus
Molecular function (GO): RNA polymerase II transcription regulatory region sequence-specific DNA binding; DNA-binding transcription factor activity, RNA polymerase II-specific; protein binding
Source: RefSeq, a predicted model, not a curated record